UGUAAAUACAAACAAGGGCGCCAGAACGUGUGUUUUUAAAAUGCCAAAAACAUUGAUAUAUCAUGUACCAAGAUGAGAAAGUCCGAUAUAAAUCUCAAGUUAGACUGAUUUGACCAGAGUCAGAGGCCUGAAAUGCAAAACAGUUACAAAAUAUUCAUUCCUGUUGAUGGGAUUAAGUACUCUGAUUUGUUUGACUGGUCUGAUCCUACACAAAAAUGUAAAUUAGUACAAACUACAAUACAGCGUCCUGGUUUACUGCGACAGAAUAGUAGAACUGGUUCCUUAAUCAACUGUAAUGAGCAGAAAAUAGCCUUGUUCAGACAUGGAGAAGAUGUGUUUGCCAUUAAUGAAAAAUGUCCACAUGCAGGUGGUCCACUUCAUUUAGGAGACAUUGAAGAAAUGCCAGAUAAUACUUUAUGUAUACGAUGUCCUUGGCAUAGCUGGAGGUUUGAUUUACUGACUGGGAAAGUAAGAAUGCCAAAGGGACAAAACCGUGAAGCCAAAGUUUAUCCUGUUAAUGUUGCAGAAAAUGGACAACUCUCUAUAGGGUUUGAUGAAUUUAAUGCAAGAUAUUUCAGUGGAGACAUUGAUUUUUAAUCAUAGUAGAUAGUACGAGGGUAACCAAUAACCAAGAAGACGAUAGGCUGCAGUCUAGAAAAAAACAACAUUACUCCUUAUUUAUUUAUCAAAGAGUCUAGUGAAUAGAAGACUGCAGAAAAAGGUUUUGUGAUUAUCAUUUUCUUGAAAGGUGCAAAAAAUAGCAAAAAGUGUGUAGUUAAAAUUGACAUAGUUCAAUUUUAGCUCUCUUUAAGGUAACCUUGUUGAAUUAAUCUAUCAAGGAAAAAUUUAUGUUACAUGUACUAAAAUGUACCAUGUAUGUUUCUUUUUUAAAGAUAAGGACUUUUAAUCUAUUUAUAACCAAACAUGGCUACCAGAAAAGGUAGAUUUUAAAUCCAAAUAGGGCCUUUAUUACACUUCCUCAUUUUUUUAAGUAUUACUAUUAGGAAAUUUUGUAAACAAAUGCUUCUUUUAAGAAGGCAAAUUAUGAAUUUUACCAACCAAAAUUGAAUACAUUUUGUCCUGUCAAAAUUGGAGUUAAACGCUAUGUGCAGUGAAAUUACACUAUAAGUGUUUACAUAAAAUUAUGUUAGUUUUUAGUAAUGAAAAAUUGUAUUUAUGGGUGUAUAUAAAAAUAAGAAAAUAUGGUAUGAUUGCCAAUGAUACAACUCUCCACAAUAGACCAAAUGACACAGAAAUUUACAACUAUAGUUCACCGUACGACCUUCAACAAUGAGUAAAACCCAUACCCCAUAGUCAGCUAUAAAAGGCCCCGAAAAUCCAUUUUCAAAGUGGCUUAUCUUUGGAUAUCGUUUUGUUAUUAGUUAUUUGAUGGUUUUGAAUUAAGGAUGUUCGCUACUCUUGUUUUUGACUUUUUGUCAGAUAUCCGGAAUCCUCCAAGUUUUAUCCACUUUAGUGCCAAUAAAAAUUUUGCCCGCUAACCCCUAUUUUUCUUUUCAUAAUUUUAUUACAUAUAGUUUAAAUAGCCAUAUUUGAAAAUGCUGUAAAAUCCUUGUUAUUUUUUCAUAAUUUUUUUUCAAAAAAAGGGUGCCAAUGUUAAAUGUAUGAAAAGUCUAGAGAGAAUUAUUUCCCUCCAAAUUUUCAGUGGCUUAUAUCUCGAAAACAAGCACACGGACCCUUAAUUUUUUUCUGGUUUUUUAGUUCCUUUAUUUAUAUACUAUCAAUUUAUAACAGUCUUUUAAAAAGCUUGUUAUUUUGAAACAGAGUAGCAAACAUCCUUAAUUUUAUAAGGUACUGUGGAAUGUGGAUUCAUUAUUAUUUGUGGGAUAUCUAUUUUGAUGGAUUUCGUGGGUAUAAGUGAAGAACGAAUUUUAAUGUUUGCCAAAAUAAAAAGUUCUAAAGGUUUGUAAGCAGACUUUGGCAAAACUAAGAACUAAAUUAUCCACGAAAAUACAAUUUUUCUCAAUCCACGAAAAUUGGUACCCAUAAACAUAAAUGAGUCCACAGUUAUUUAGUAGAUUGCAUCUACACAAGGAAUAGGUGCUGUACUUAAAGAGUUUUUACCUUCAGUCUGACUAAAAUAAAGCCUUCCUCACAGUCAAUGGUGGGUAGUACAAUAAAGUCUAUCC
Molecule: messenger RNA, 2147 nt
Organism: Mytilus californianus (California mussel)
Lineage: Eukaryota; Metazoa; Mollusca; Bivalvia; Mytilida; Mytilidae
Product: Rieske domain-containing protein-like
Exons: 3
Coding region: 133-597 (154 amino acids)
Molecular function (GO): 2 iron, 2 sulfur cluster binding
Source: RefSeq, a predicted model, not a curated record